Molecule: messenger RNA, 2210 nt
Organism: Chlamydomonas reinhardtii
Lineage: Eukaryota; Viridiplantae; Chlorophyta; Chlorophyceae; Chlamydomonadales; Chlamydomonadaceae
Exons: 7
Coding region: 114-842 (242 amino acids)
Source: RefSeq, a predicted model, not a curated record
AGUCAGGGCUGGGGGGUGAGGCGCUACAGCCUACAGGUGCAGUGGCAGCGCGCAGUGGUGGCCAGACGCUACAACAGCCGGUAGGUGUGAUGAGGGGUCAUGAACGAGGGAGAAUGCGGGCUUCAUCAGUGCUGCUGCCGGUGCCGCCCCUGGACGUCUCUGCAGCGGUGGCGGGCGCAGCAGUGCGCUUCCACGUCACCACGCACGCGGGCCCUGCACUUGGUCCCGGCAAGCUAGCAAGUGGCGGUGCGUGCUUCAUGUGCUCCGCCGCUGAUGGCAUUCGAUCAACCGGCAGGCGGUGGCGGCGGCGCUACAGCGCCCAGCAAGAGGGUGACAUAAAUGCGCCAACCGCGGCCGGGACAACGCAGCCGGUGGUGUCGGCGGCACAGGAAUAUGUUGCUGGCCGCCGCCGCCGGGGCCGCCGCCUGCAUGACAGCCACCACCGCGCUGCACCUAGCCGGCCGUCGUCACUGGCCACCUGCAGGGGGGGGGGCGCCGAGAUCAAGCUUCUCUACACGCCCGACCUGUUAGCAUCCCCCAACGCCACACUCCGAGCAGUGGACGACUUCCUGGGGGCGCCGCGUGCCAGGCUGGAUCCAAACGACAAGAUGGAUGGGAUGUACAACACACGCGACUGCUACGACGUCUCUUGCAGCCGGAGGCGGCCGGACGUCAGGCCACUCACGGCCGCCGCGGGCGACGUCGCGGGCGGCAUCCCGACGUGGCGGCCGCGGACGAUGUCGGGUCGCCCGCCACCACGACGGCGGCCAGCGCCAGUGCCAAUGCCGGUGCGGGUGCCGGUGCGGGUGCCGGCGCCGAGGCCGGCGGGGAGGCAGCAGUGAUAGCCCGUUCGGCCGGGCGGUGACGGCGCUGCGGCAGUUCUACGCCCCGCACAUGCAGCAACUGUUCCGUUGGGCGGACCAGGGAGUCAUCCCGCAGCCGCCGCAGGCGUGGACGGACGCGUACGGCAGUAGCAGUGGCAGGCAGCGGGGUAGCGGGGGUUGGGGGGACGGCAGCGGCAGUCGCAGCCUUAGAUGCCAGUAGUGCUGAAUGUGGCAGAGGCUGUGAACUAGCGUGCAUUGAUUGGGCGUACGCGCAAUGGGAAACAUUGCAGGAUGGGAUGCAAAGACAUUGGAGUCGCUGCUGCGGUCCGCUGUGCCGUCCCCGCGUGUGUAUGUGUGCGUGCAUCGCCCACAUGCAUCGCCAACUGGGGUGUUUCGUGUGUCACAGUUAUCGCCAUCAUUAUGGCUCCUCUAGGCACUAGGCAACUAUGCUUAGAUGCCAUUUGUACUUUGAAUUGACGGCAUUGAUCCUUUGGCGGGCGUCCUAGACCGGGCGUGAUUGCCAAGGGCUGCUGGCGGCGCCACAUGCCAACACCGCAGGCAGGCCGCAUCUGCAUCCGCAUAUUCAACCUUGCGUCCGCAUCGUCAUGUUAAGACAUGUUUGCCACCCAAGGCCUGGCGCCGGCGCCUGGCCUAGCGGCCGGGGGCUUGUUGUUUAGGUUUCUAGGACGACUGGACGUCGCGCGCAACAGACUCUGGUGGCGUAGGUCUGACACUGGAGGAGUGGCGGCCUCCGUGCCGGCCGGCGGCUCAUGCGCGGACACAAGUGCGCAUCGGCUAUGCUACCCGCGCGGUGUGGCGUCGCAUUGAGUCUGUGUGGUGCUAUCGCCUUGGCCGGGCGCCCGGAGCGUGAGGAAUGCGCGUCAGCAAAACAUCGACACAACCUGCCAGCUACCGUCGGUACAGUAACAGCGCGCGAACGACGCACCAAUGCCUUGUCCCUUCUUGCUACGCAUUUAUGUGGGCACGGGUGGGAGCCACACACAUCGGGACUACGCUUUCCUGCCCCUUGCCAUGUUCCAUCACGUGCCCGACCGUGCCUAGCCUCGCCUUGCCAUGUUGAGGAGUGCCCUGCGUCAGGGGCUGGCGCUGAAGCUGCGAUGAGGUCAGAUGGCUUGGGGUGAGAUAGCUAUUGGUGUGUUUGAUUGACGGAGACACCGUUCUGGCGAAAGGGUGGUCGCGGUUGGCGUGCGGCGGCACGGACGGGUGGCGGGCGGGACGUCCGCUCGCGUGGGCGUUAAGGGCAAACCCGACGUUCCGUGUGUUUUGAGGCGGGUGCAAAGAAGCCGGCAAGACUUCGGGUGGGGCGAUGGGGCGAGGACGGGGAGCGGGGAAGCGGGCAGCAAGGGAAGACUCAGAGAACUCGAG